Messenger RNA from Hyalella azteca, 849 nucleotides. RefSeq lists its product as uncharacterized. The record is from RefSeq and is a predicted model, not a curated record. NCBI's taxonomy places the organism in Eukaryota, Metazoa, Arthropoda, Malacostraca, Amphipoda, Hyalellidae. The transcript has 3 exons. The annotation marks the transcript as partial.
GAAAAAAUAUUAAAUACUUUUUAUUUGUGUGCAGGAGAGUUGACGAUGGCGACGAGCCUGUCCUCCCUGAGCUCGAGUAGCAACAACAACAACAGCAGCAACAUGCCCCCCAGCCGGGGGGUGUCACGCCUGGGACAAAUGCAGGCGCGGCUGCAGGAGCAGCUGAUGGUGGAGAAGGAGUCGCGUCUGCUGGAGAUGGCGGCGCGGCAGGAGGCAGAGAGGGACUCUACCAUCCAGAGAGUAACCAAGUCCUCGGCAUCUUCCCUCAGCUCCUCACUGUCCUCACUAUCCCUAGGAUCCUCUUUCUCAGGACAAGGAAGGGUCAGAAAGUUAUUUGAGGACCGACGGUCAACAGGCUACGAUAAAAGUUACCCUUUAAAUCCCGUCAGAGGGAAACCCAGUGACGCCAAACCUGCUGUUCGCGGGAUAGUCAAAAAUGGACCAAGGAACGGACCUCCUGCCCCCAACAGAGGCGGCUACAGCAGCGGGUAUGGACAAGCCCGGUCUAGAAGUCAGGUCUCUGCAGAUCCUAGAGUCCCCAAACAAAACUUAAUCAACAGACAGAACAAUAACAACGGUGCCGGUGUGUUAUCUUCUCAUAAAUCCAACCCUUCCCUGCUCGAUGCUGAUAAUUCUGGCAGCUACAACAACAACAGCCGCUACGGCAGACGUCCUAGCCGCGACAUGCGGUCGCCAUCGCCUGCCGUUAACGGAAGUGGACCCUCACCCAUCCCUCCUCCUUCCGCCGCCCCCCUCAAAAGACCCCCUCCCAAGAAGCCUUCCCCAUCACCAUUAAAGGUGAGACUUAACUAUAUUUUAACUAGCAUUAAAUUAUCUAUUUUAAUUAGC